AUGGCUGUAAAAUGGUGUGGACUACUUUCACGUGCGAUUGAAUGUUAUCUAGUUGUUCAGUGUGGACUACUUUCCCAUGCGAUUGAAUGUUAUCUAGUUAUUCAGUGUGGACUACUUUCACAUGCGAUUGAAUGUUAUCUAGUUGUUCAGUGUGGACUACUUUCGCAUGCGAUUGAAUGUUAUCUAGUUAUUCAGUGUGGACUACUUUCACAUGCGAUUGAAUGUUAUCUAGUUGUUCAGUGUGGACUACUUUCGCAUGCGAUUGAAUGUUAUCUAGUUGUUCAGUGUGGACUACUUUCACGUGCGAUUGAAUGUUAUCUAGUUGUUCAGUGUGGACUACUUUCGCAUGCGAUUGAAUGUUAUAUAGUUGUUCAGUGUGGACUACUUUCACGUGCGAUUGAAUGUUAUCUAGUUGUUCAGUGUGGACUACUUUCGCAUGCGAUUGAAUGUUAUCUAGUUGUUCAGUGUGGACUACUUUCACAUGCGAUUGAAUGUUAUCUAGUUGUUCAGUGUGGACUACUUUCGCAUGCGAUUGAAUGUUAUCUAGUUGUUCAGUGUGGACUACUUUCACGUGCGAUUGAAUGUUAUCUAGUUGUUCAGUGUGGACUACUUUCGCAUGCGAUUGAAUGUUAUCUAGUUGUUCAGUGUGGACUACUUUCACGUGCGAUUGAAUGUUAUCUAGUUGUUCAGUGUGGACUACUUUCACAUGCGAUUGAAUGUUAUCUAGUUGUUCAGUGUGGACUACUUUCGCAUGCGAUUGAAUGUUAUCUAGUUGUUCAGUGUGGACUACUUUCGCAUGCGAUUGAAUGUUAUCUAGUUGUUCAGUGUGGACUACUUUCACAUGCGAUUGAAUGUUAUCUAGUUGUUCAGUGUGGACUACUUUCACGUGCGAUUGAAUGUUAUCUAGUUGAAAAAGGCGUUUGAAACAAGGGCUUCAGUAAAGAGCCUUUCUCUCCUUCCUGUGCUCUAUGUCAUGCCUUAAGGGUAUCUGGUACGAGUUGAUUAGUAUGUAGGCUGUUAUGCAGUUACCACUAUAGAAUCACACGAAUCA
Biomphalaria glabrata is the source of this 1051-nucleotide messenger RNA. RefSeq lists its product as uncharacterized. Lineage: Eukaryota; Metazoa; Mollusca; Gastropoda; Planorbidae. The transcript has 2 exons. Bases 1 to 924 code for a protein of 307 amino acids. The record is from RefSeq and is a predicted model, not a curated record.